Messenger RNA from Schizosaccharomyces osmophilus, 537 nucleotides. RefSeq names its product GPI-mannosyltransferase II complex subunit Pga1 (gene pga1). Gene Ontology annotation, biological process: GPI anchor biosynthetic process. The record is from RefSeq and is a predicted model, not a curated record. Gene Ontology annotation, molecular function: mannosyltransferase activity. Lineage: Eukaryota; Fungi; Ascomycota; Schizosaccharomycetes; Schizosaccharomycetales; Schizosaccharomycetaceae. The coding region runs from base 1 to 537 and encodes 178 amino acids. The transcript has 3 exons. Gene Ontology annotation, cellular component: mannosyltransferase complex; endoplasmic reticulum membrane.
AUGGCGAAUACUUAUUCAUUCUUUUUUAUUAUAACGUUUUUUUUUCACUUGUUCGGUUCAACUUUAGGAAACACUGAAAUCAUUAAUUUUAAAGCAACUCACUCGAACAACAGGAGUAAAAGCUGUCAACUAAAAGUACAAGAGGCUUUGUCGCAAACAUUAUUAUUGCAGCCAUAUCCUAUUGAUUCCGAAAAGGGCAUUUCCGAAUCCGCAACCAUAGUUGCGUUGCAAGCCUGCGGCUUAAAAGAAAACGCCUGGUAUCAGUUGAGAGCCUCUUGGCCAGCUGUUUACCCUUCUGAUAUCGACCUUGCCUGGAAUGAUACCCAUUGUCUUCUGCACCUGUACGCGUCAUUCUAUUCCGCAAAUACUUCUCUCAUGAAAAACCCACGUCCAGUUCCUGUUCAAAUUGAUCUGGAUCCACUGAUUUUGGGUUUCUUACCCAGCAGUGUUAUACCCACUGUCAUUGUGAUUACAGCAUUAGUAGUUUCUAGCAUCCCUUUUGCUUUUUUUAUUCUAAAAAAACAAAAACAGGACUGA